Messenger RNA from Spinacia oleracea (spinach), 1448 nucleotides. Its product is annotated as syntaxin-121. Gene Ontology annotation, molecular function: SNAP receptor activity; SNARE binding. Gene Ontology annotation, cellular component: plasma membrane; SNARE complex; endomembrane system. NCBI's taxonomy places the organism in Eukaryota, Viridiplantae, Streptophyta, Magnoliopsida, Caryophyllales, Amaranthaceae. The coding region runs from base 396 to 1283 and encodes 295 amino acids. Gene Ontology annotation, biological process: vesicle fusion; exocytosis; intracellular protein transport. The record is from RefSeq and is a predicted model, not a curated record. The transcript is spliced from 2 exons.
AAUCUUCUUUGCAAAGCAAUACCUCCAGCAAAGUAAUUUCCUGGGAUACUUCCUCCCUCUUUCUCUUACUCGGAAUAUAUGUCAAAAAUAAUAUAAAUAAUUGCAUAAAAUUCUAAACCAAAAUUUCAUGUAUUGACUUCAUCUUGUUCUAGAAGUUGAAUAAAUCUAUCUAUAAACCCAAUUUGACGAGAAUUUGUCUUUGAAGUUAUACACAGGAGGAGGAAAGGGAAACCCAAUUCCUUAAACAAAAAUAUUUCCUCCAAAUACAACUUCCAUAAUCAGGAGAAUUUUUCUUUGAAGUUAUACACAGGAGGAGGAGGAGAAAAGGAAAACCCAAUUCCUUAAAACACAAACAUUCCUCCAAAUAACUCCAUAAUUACUUUUUUGUGUUGACGAUGAACAACUUAUUAUCAAAAUCAUUUGCGCAGCACCGGAGUUCCUCCGGUGACAUAGAGAUGGGUGGUGAUGUUGGUGCAAACCUUGACAAGUUCUUCGAAGAUGUGGAGAAGAUUAAAGAGGAUUUGAAGGAGAUAGAGGAGCUCCAACGUAAGCUGAGGGCAGCUCAUGAGGAGAGCAAAACAGUCCAUAAAGUUGGUGUAGUGAAGGCACUCAGGUCCAGGAUGGACCAAGAUGUAAACCAGACACUGAAGAAGGCGAAGCACAUCAAGAACUGCCUUCAGGCCUUGGAUAAGUCUAAUGAAGAAAGUCGGAGUUUGCCAGAUUGCGGCCCUGGUAGCUCCACUGACAGGACUAGGACCUCGGUUGUUGGGGGUCUGGGGAAACAGCUUAAAGAUAAGAUGGAGGAGUUUCAAGAGCUGAGAUCGAAGAUUAAUCAAGAGUAUAAAGAGACAGUUGAGAGGAGGUAUUUUACAGUUACAGGGGAGAAUCCAGAUGAGAAGACGGUUGAUUUGCUGAUUAGCAGUGGUGAGAGCGAGACCUUCUUGCAGAAAGCUAUUCAACAGCAGGGCAGAGGACAGAUUUUAGAUACAAUUGCUGAGAUUCAAGAGAGGCAUGAUGCUGUCAAAGACAUCGAAAGAAGCUUGAUGGAACUGCAUCAGAUAUUUCUCGACAUAGCAGUGUUGGUUCAGCAUCAAGGAGGGCUAAUAGACGAUAUUGAGGCCAAUGUUGAUAGAGCUAACUCCUUUGUGCAAAGGGGAACAACGCAACUGCAGGAAGCUAGAAAAAAACAGAAAAAUACCCGGAAAUGGACUUGCUUUGCCAUAAUUCUGCUUCUCAUCAUCAUACUGGUUAUUGUCCUCUCCAUACGUCCAUGGUCUAGAUAGGUCCGAUGCAGGUCGUGAGCUUCUAGGUGUAGCAUUCUCCAGCUGUCACAUAUCCCCCGAUUUUUUUUCCCAUUUCAUGUUUGAUUUACCCGAAUAUUAUUGUAUAUAAGAUUAUUAUUUUGUUGAGAACACCAGGAUUGAAUUUUAUUGAGAUAUAUACUACUA